This is a messenger RNA of Hyposmocoma kahamanoa, 2815 nucleotides long. Its product is annotated as serine/threonine-protein kinase ICK. Gene Ontology annotation, molecular function: ATP binding; protein serine/threonine kinase activity. NCBI's taxonomy places the organism in Eukaryota, Metazoa, Arthropoda, Insecta, Lepidoptera, Cosmopterigidae. The transcript is spliced from 5 exons. The record is from RefSeq and is a predicted model, not a curated record. Bases 34 to 1446 code for a protein of 470 amino acids. Gene Ontology annotation, biological process: cilium assembly; intraciliary transport; protein phosphorylation. Gene Ontology annotation, cellular component: cytoplasm; cilium; nucleus.
AAGAAUGGCGCGGUAAAGGCGGUGCGCGGCGCCAUGAACCGGUACGUGGUGCUGCAGCAGCUUGGGGACGGCACUUAUGGCUCCGUGGUGCUGGCGCAGCGCCGCGACACCGGAGAGAAGGUGGCCAUCAAACGUAUGAAACGCAAGUACUACUCGUGGGACGAGGCCAUGAACUUACGCGAGGUGAAAUCGCUUAAGAAGCUUAACCACGCCAACAUAGUGAAAUUGAGGGAGGUGAUCCGAGAGAACGACACGCUCUAUUUCGUGUUUGAGUACAUGCGAGGCAACCUCUACCAAUUAAUUCGCGACGCCGAGCGGCCGUUCGCCGAACCUGUGUUGCGCAACAUACUGUUCCAAGUGCUGCAAGGCCUGGCGCACAUGCACCGACACGGGUUCUUCCAUCGUGAUCUCAAGCCCGAGAACCUUCUGUGUUGCGGGCCCGAGCUGGUCAAGAUCGCCGACUUGGGGCUGGCGCGUGAGGUGCGUUCGCGGCCACCCUACACCGAGUACGUGUCGACGCGCUGGUACCGCGCGCCCGAGGUGUUGCUGCGAGACACGCGGUACGGCGCACCCAUCGACCUCUGGGCGCUUGGUUGCAUCAUGGCCGAGUUAUAUACGGCGCGGCCGCUCUUCCCUGGUAACUCGGAAAUCGACCAGCUGCACCGCAUCUGCGCCGUGCUGGGCACGCCCGACCGUGACGCCUGGCCAGAGGGCUACGCGCUGGCGGAAGCGCUACGCUUCCGCUUUCCGAGCGCGGGAGCCGUGCCACUGGCGCGCGUGGUGCCCACAGCCUCGCCACCUGCGCUGGCGUUACUCACCGCGCUACUUCGCUACCCCCCACGCGACCGCCCCACCGCGCCACAGGCCUUACGGUUCCCUUACUUCGCCGUGGGUGCCGCGCUCGUGUUGCCUCCGCCAAUGUCGCGCGCUAGAAGAAGCGCCGCUCGAGCUGAAACCGAGAACGCGCCCCCUGCGGUAGCCAUCGCCCCGCCGCCAGGCUGGACGCCGGCGCCGGCGCCGGCGGCCAUCGCCGCGCCGCCAGCACAGCUACGUGAUCAUUUCGCCGACAUUUUGGGAGGAGAAGUCGUGCACGAGGCGGGGGGCGCGGGCGGCGCGGCAGGUGACGAAGGGCUGGACGGCCGUGAGGUGCUGCGGCGCGAAUGGCGCUCCGAGCCGCGCGGCCGCAGCGUGCUGGGCGCGCUGCAGCCGCCGGCGCUCCGAGGGGCGAUGCCGCUGCGCGCGCACGCGGGCGCGGCGCUGCAGGGGCUCGCGCCCGCCGGGCCCGCCGCCGCCGCCGCGGCCUACUUGGGUGCGUCGCGCUACGUGGCGGGCUCUCGCAUCGCCAGCGCGCUCCUCCCACCGCUCGCGCUGCGGCCGCAUUGCGAAGCCGCGGCUGUGGGCAGCGGCGCGGCGCGCGUCGACUGGGCGGCCAAGUACCUGCGCUGAGCCUCGACCGGCCUCGGCGCCGGCGCUGCCCAUUGUUGUUGUAGUUCGUGUUGCGUCGCUUAAGCUAACGUUUGUAGACAUUACUUCGCAAUAGGGUACCUACGUGCUACUUACAUCGAUAUAGGUACUUGAUUACGGGUGUAAGUAGUCUAGUCUACUAUAUUCGAUUUUGAAUAUCGUACGUAUUGGUUGUUGUACAAAUGAAAUGAAAUGAAAUGUCAAUUACGUACCCGUUAUUAAUGCAUCGCCUUAUGAGAACGCCGAACGCAGUCAACGAAGAAAGUUCAGUUCGCUCAGUCUAGAAAAAGUAAACUACCGUUACGGCGUAACAACUUCGGUUACAACUUUGGUUUCUCUCGCCGGAUGUGGCAAUUGCAGUACGUUCAGGUGGGUCAAUAAUAGGUACGUUGAGAAACCACUUUAUAAAACAAAUUAUUAUUUUUAAGUAUUCCUCUAAUGUGCUAUAGAAGACAAACAUAUAAAACUGUAGACAAACUACGCUGACGUGCCUUGUGCGUACGUGUGAAACAGAAGAACAUCGUGGUGAUGCAAAUUCCCGUCAUACAGGGGCCACCUAAAGAUAUUGAAAGCUGUCAAAACAUAAUAUUAUUAGCUCACCAUUCAUAUCGCGUUCAAAUUUGCAUACAAAAAAAAGGCAACUAGAUACUUCAGACUGUGUGUGCGCGCUUGUAUUGGCAGAACUCCAAAAUUGUUUGUGGAAUGUAAUGUCAAGAUGUAUUAAGGCAAAACCGGCAUUCUCAACAAUAUCUUGUCCUAAGAAUGUGGUUCUCCCGCGGGAGCCAGCACUAUGUACCGUUGUGGUCAAUCGUUAAUCAGUGGGUGUUUACUCAAGAUUACUCCAGCAUACAGGGUUCAACUUCAACAGUGGUGGAAGAGCGGUGGACUCUAAAACUCUAGUUUAUUGUCCUCUAUAUGUACCAACUCACCUCACCGAGUGUAAUAGAGUAUACCGACAGUGUACGGUUCUUAAUAAGAAAGGGCCCGAAGAAGACGUGGACGCCCUAAAAUUUACCGCGUUGGAAAAUCAAUAAAGAAAAUAAAAAACGGCUGAAAAUUUCACCAAACCCUUGCCAAAGAAGAAUAUCUUGAAGACAAAUAGUGUCCCUAGUGCGAAAGAGUUGAAAUUUUUCUUCUUACCCUCUCACGUGUAUUGAUGUAACAUUAUAUGAACAAAUACAUACUUAAAAAUAAUAAUAUUACUUUAUCAUAAAUUGGUUUGUCUACGUAUAUUGCCCAUAGCGCCAUUCUGUAACAAUUGUCAGUAAAAAGUCUAACUGCUUGAAGAGUGUUUCCCUUACAACAUUGGUACCUCUAUCGACAUCGCCACCGCCAUUUAGGCAUAGGCCAC